Molecule: messenger RNA, 570 nt
Organism: Striga asiatica
Lineage: Eukaryota; Viridiplantae; Streptophyta; Magnoliopsida; Lamiales; Orobanchaceae
Source: the annotation of a GenBank genome assembly
AUGACAACAUCAGGCAGAGGUAUAAGGGGGCGCCGACGAGGUAGGAGGGGACACCGACGAGAUUGGGGCACCGCUGGAGUCUCAUAUGUCGUGGCAGUCUAUAGGUGGCGGGCGACAGAUGCCCGGCUGCGGGCUGGUGAAGGUAAGCGGAUUAGGACUGAGAUGACGACACUGAGUGAAUCAUGUCGGAGGCACAACAACGGGCUUGUGACGGUAUGUAGAGGAAAACUGAGGUGGCGGAGGUACGGCGGACGGGCGACGGAUGUACAGCGGACGGGCGGUGGAUGCACGGCUGAGGCAUGUCUCAUCUUUAGUGUAAAAUCUUGGCGGGUAACAUUGACGGUCGAGAGGUUUAGCUUCGGAGUGAAGGAAGUGAUUGUGGGAACAAGAUUAGACGAUCGUGCUAAAGAGUUGCUUGAUUGGGAGCUUGUCAAGGUUGUUGAUUCUGGAGAUAGUGUUGUGGCUAUUCAUGUUUGUCGAAAUUCGGGUAAGUAUUCGGUUGCAGAUUCUAUUUCGAACGAAAAAAUAAUGUUGGAUGGUUACUUGAAAGACUAUGAAGGUUGCUCUUAG